Molecule: messenger RNA, 5022 nt
Organism: Sander lucioperca (pikeperch)
Lineage: Eukaryota; Metazoa; Chordata; Actinopteri; Perciformes; Percidae
Exons: 7
Coding region: 1040-3967 (975 amino acids)
Biological process (GO): regulation of transcription by RNA polymerase II
Molecular function (GO): RNA polymerase II cis-regulatory region sequence-specific DNA binding; DNA-binding transcription factor activity, RNA polymerase II-specific; protein binding
Source: RefSeq, a predicted model, not a curated record
AAUGGCCUUUGUGUGAAGGCGGGGAUGACUUGCCUCGGUUAGGCUGCUGAUUAGCAACAAACAGAAGGUUACGAGUUUAAAAAAUUGGACUAUUUGACCGCCAGACUGAUUUUGCGGCAACGAGAGAGGUAUGAACUAUGUCGGAUGCCUAACCAGAGCUUGUUGGGACGCUUUUGAGGGGACCCUGCGGCGAUUUGUAACAUUUCUGGCUGAUCGCGGAGACAGCCUCGCUUUUAGGUCGUUCCAAGUGGCGAUGCUGAGCUGAUAGCUGCGUCAUCAUGUUGCUUCCGACUCGAGUUGGCGAAAAGAAAUCUCAAGUUAACGCCAGAGGUGAGGCUACCCGCCGCCAUCCCGCCCCGGAGGCCACUGCCAGCCCCUGAAAUAGAUGGAAGACGGGCUGCUGGUGAGCGGUUUGCUGUGGUCGCUGUGAAACUGGUGACUUUAACGUUACAUCACUUGCUCGGCGGUGUUGGCGCGAUAACGUACUCUCCUGGCUGCAUUUAUUAUCUACACUCGGAUGGACAGUCAAAACAAUUCUAUUGAUGGUGCGCAGCGUUAGAAACCGCAAACAUUGUACAUAAAUAUGACCAAAUGGUUUUCAAACAGAAAGUGGAACUAUAUUUAUAUUUUAGGGAUGCUAGCCACAACUGUUUGGGGUAGUGAGAAGUGAUGCCCUCACUGACAGAUAACGUUAGGGUACAAAGCAGGACCCUUCAGUGAAAUGCUGCUGACUCCCAUCUGGUGGUGACUUUCUUCUUCUGCACCAGAUGAGAAAAACAAGCUUUCAGUGAGGCAUAAUGAGACGUUGCGGUUAUUUUUAGCUAAUUUGUAGCUUUCCACUAGGCUAUGUCAGACUUUUAGCAGGUGUGUUUUGUUGGGACUUAUUGUUAGGUCGGUGGUCUGUUGUCUGCUGUCACCGUAUCCACGUGGACUUUGUUUCAGGUCGGUGGGUAAAGUUUGGCUCGGGGUGACCCGGCACUGUAAAACAGGACUGAGUGGACAAAGUUACAUUUUACAUUGGAAUAUAAAACCGGAUAAAAUGGCCGGCGACUGCACCCACACCAAUGCUCAUUACGCGAACGCAGAGACGUUUUGUCCGUCCAAACCCUGGUCGGAUGCAGCCAGAGAGAUGGAGUCAGCCGGGAACUCGAAAGGGCGUGGACUUCCAGCACAGUGGUCGUCCAACUUUGAGACGAUAGACGGGCUGUUGUACCGCAAGAAGUUGGAAAAGGGCUUCAUCAACUACCGGGAGGUUUUGGAUGAGGAACGGAGACAUGAGGCCCUCAACACCUUUCACCGGCGGCGGCUUGGCCAGCGCCAUCUCUCCCUGGAGGAGACCUACAAAUGCGUGGCUGAAAACUACUGGUGGGAAGGGAUGUACUUUGAGAUCAGAGAUUUUGUCCUGGGCUGUCUAGAGUGUAAGAGCCAGCACACCAUGAACAUAAAGGAGCAGGGUGGCAAAGGAUGUGUCACAAAGACGAUGGUGUCGCACAGCGCCGACAUGCUGAGCAAGCUGAGGAGUCAGCGAGAGGCGGGCCUGUUCUGUGACAUUACACUGCGGACAAACGGGCGAUCCUACUCUGCCCACAGAGCUGUCCUGGCGGCCGUCAGCGAUCACUUCCAGGAAAUCUUCACAGAAAUGGACUCGAGCAUGAAAGCAGACAUAGAUCUCACUGGUUUUAGCGAGGACAGCCUUUUGUCUCUGCUGGAUUUUUCCUACUCCUCCACUCUGUGUGUUCGCCAGGAGGACCUACCUGAAGUCAUCGCCAUGGCCCGCCACCUGGGCAUGUGGCCUGCAGUGGAAGCCUGCUCCGCUCUCAUGAAAGAGCAGGAGCAGAAACUCCAUCCUGGCAAGGCCUUUACCUCAGCCGUUGCUGGUGCAUGUCAUGAGCGUCACCGCCAGCAGAGGGAAGGCAAAAGGAAAAGGGUUUUGGGAUUAGAGGACAGUAUGGACGACGGCUUCAGUCUAAUGCUGGAUGCAUCAGAUGAGUCUUUAGAAGGAAGUCCAAGGCACAGUUUGCGCCGGACACCGAAAGCCCAAGGCCAUAAUGGUCUCCCUCUGAGCCCCUCACACAGGAUGAAGCUUAUGGACUUCAAAUCUCCCUCUUCAAAGAAAGCUACUGCACCUCGACACACCAUAGCCACCCCACAGUCACAGACUUACUCGCGCGUAUCACCAUCAAACACCCGUCUUCUCCGCUCCUCUCCUGGGGCGGCCAAGAAGGUUCAGAGAUCGCUCUCCAUGCCAGAGAGCCCUCGACGAAACCGAAAACCUCACUCUAGGGUUACAAAGAUUGCCGUGUGCAGCCCUGUGAGGGUAAAGCAGGAAGUAGAGGAGGUUGGAGAGGAUGAACGGGAUUAUGCGAGAGCACAGGAGAAGUACAAGCUGAUGAAUGUUCUUGGGUUACAGAGGACCGCCCUGCUCCCUAGACCAGAAGAUCUGAUUGGCUGGAGACAAAAGAAACGACUGAGAAAGCUGAAGGCUAACAACUAUUCGCUGACAAAGCGCCGAAAACCACGCUCCACCUCCCCAGGACUACCAUAUGGUGCUGUGACACUGUCACUUCCCCUCUGUAAUCCCAUUAACACUCACCUCCUCAACAAGGCAGUAAAGACCAAGCCUCUGGGUCCAGUCAGCACAGAUCAGAUGACCGCAAAGAGGCCAAAGACCGUCCCGCGGCAUGUCCCUCCAAGUGACAGGAGCAUGCGAAGUAAAGGUUUAUUACCAGACAUGUUUCAGCCUGCAUCCAGGCCUCCGUUCGGGGGGAGGGAACUCAGACGGUCAGUGAGGAAGGGUAACGGUGUCCAUCUUCCUACCAAGCAGCCUCUGCGAGGCAACACCAACAAAACUCUAGUGAGAAGCGCAGUCAGGAUUAAGUCAGAACCAACUGAAUACUCCAUCUCAGGUUUCACUCUUUCAUCCAACAAUCGCUGUGGCCACACACCUCACAAAUCACCACCUUCACACAGGACACCGGCCAGAAGUAAGGUCACUGUAGAGGCGGUCAAAACGCUGCGUUACAACAUCAGCCGGCCAGCCACAAAGACCAAGCUUAGGGGGGGCUUCACAAGGGAGGUGGAGAAGACAAAGUUUAAGCCCAGAGAGCAGGGGAGGAAGGUAGGGCUCAUGGCCACUAGACCGAGGGUGAAGGAUAAUGAACCUGGGGGGCUCCAGGUUUCAGAGCAAGCACCUCCGCCGUCCAUCUACAAUCACCCUCUGUACAAAGUCAUCAAAGAGGAGCCAGCAGAUCCCUUGCCAGUUGGAGGACCUUUCCCUGAUCUUCCCUCACCAGACCUGGGCAAGCGCCAGAGCAAGCCCCCCAUCAAAUUACUGGACUCAGGCUUUUUGUUCAGCUUCUGUCGGCCAGCAGGAGGGCCGAUGGCAGGACUGAAGAAAGAGGAGGAGAGCGUGGAUAUCUGCUUAACGCGCUCGGUGUCACAAGUUGGGGAGACAUUUGAAGCGGAGGAGUCCCCCCACAGGGCACUGAGAGCCAGAGCCCCCCCCACCCUGCCUGUGGUGAAGAAGGAGAGGGAGGAGAGGAGCGUGAGCCAAAGCAAGGUUCAGAGACCCAGGCCAAACUCCCGAAACGGCCCUCUUCCCCUGGCCAAAUCUGCCGGGUCAAAGGCCGCACGGACCAUGCCAAAGCAGCAAUGUAAACUCCGACUGAGCAGCAGGAGCUGUGUAAUGCUGGAUGCUGUACGUCGGGCAAGGCUAAAGCAGCUUCGAGGGCCUCGUAGUCAAGUCCCCAAAGUCCCAAAGGCGUGCCAUGCCUGUGCACAGUGCUCCGCCUCCUACAAGGACUGCGAUGCUCUAAUCAUGCAUCGCCUCAGGCACAUCGAGGGCAAGCACUGGCCAUGUCUGCUCUGCAGUAAGACAUUCUUUCGACUGAGGAAUGUACGGAACCACAUCCGCACCCACGACCCCAAGUUGUACAAAUGUCGGAGCUGCAUUGCUGCUGGUUCCUGAGGCAGCUGGGAGGGUCUGCUCAAGCAGUGAGACUGAGGAUGAAGGCUGUCAGUGUCUGACACCAGCGAACAGGCUGAUUCCAGAGGCACAUGAUCGAUCAGCAGCUUGUACAUAAUGCAUCUGUCACACACAAGCACAACGGUCUGUGGAAAGGCAUAAUUACUCAGAUUCUAAUCAUUGCCGUUGUCAAUGAUCGCUAAUGUUAUUUAAAUAACCAAACCAAGGUUGCUGUCCUGUUUGCGUUUCCGUAGUUACAGAAGGUUAAACUUGAACAUUACACUCAGGGGGCGGGGAAUGUGAUGCUACGGUAUAAAGUGAUUUAACGUCACGGUUGUGUAUAAAAUGAAAUGUAAAGUGAUUGUUAUACCUAUUACUGCUACUUAUUGUUAUUAUUUUUGUAUGUAUAGAUGCAUUUUGAGUGCACUUAUAUCCUAGCUUAUGUUGUAAACCUAAGAAGUGGUGAUGAAGUUGAAGGUUUGGAGUCCACGGUGGGAAUACUUGAAGUGAUGCAAGUGCUGGAGGGAAUACUUGAAGUCAGCGGGGGGUCUUAGGAGUGAGACUGUCCUUCGGGUGUUUCAGUGGGUCUUUUGUCUUUUGGUGUGCUAACUUUAACACGACUUGACCAGUCUGUCCCUCCCUCUGUCCCCUGACCAGCCUGCUAUCAGCUAUCUGCUGUCUCUCAUAGUCUGCGAGUCAGGGAUUUGACUCGGGGCUGGUAUGGUGACACCACUGCAUGAGUAUUUGCAGGCCAUUUGUGGUCCACUGUCUUUUCUAAGGCUACCAAUUUUAAAAAGGGAAAUGUGUCCCAUUUUUAAUGUGAAUUUCUAAAUAAUAAUCAACACAGCUGUGUCAUUACAGAUGUUUUAUCGAUCUCCUCUUUCACUUUGAUUCAUGAAGACACUUGUCGUUUUUCUUCUCCUUUUUAAAUUCCCCUCCUACUGAAUAAAUGCAACGUGUUCACAUAAAGUGAUGUUUGUUUCCCAAAUUGAUUUUAGAUAUAAAUGAGCUGUCUAUCGCUAUCUGUUAAAAAGACGGAAUAAAAUGUUGCCUUUUUA